CUCUCCUCUCUCUCUCUCGCUCUCUCAGCUGGUCUGAGGCAUGCCUAUAGCGGACGGUUUGCUUUACCGCAUUCAACAGUGUUUUCCCAAUCGGAGAGGAGUUAGAGCCGUGGAAGUAAAUGGAAAAACUGCAAUGAGGAGGGAAAAAGGGAGACUGGAAACAGUUUGGAACGUUUAUUUACAUUUUUUGGGGGGGCUUUCUGAAACGGAAAACUCUGCAGCGCUUUGGACGAUGCGGACUAAGACAGUUCUGGAGCUUCAAAUGAGAAGAUUUAAACAUCAGAAGCUGUAAAAGACUUUUUCUCACCUCACCUCCGCUCCCCUCCUUUUUUUUUCUAUUCCAGUGGAUUGCUUCCACCCCCCUCCCCCGCCUUCCUUCCCUCCGUCAGGAUUUUUGCCACCACAGAUCAGUAGAGGGUGUCAAAUCUUUCUCAGAGUGGCACGCUGUGGGGAUGAGCACAGCCUUUGCGCUCGCCUUAUUGUGACAAAAAAAAAAAAAAAACGGGGUUGGGGAGGGAAAAGCUAAAACAUAAAGAAUAGGGGGGGAAAAAAACGUUUGACGAAGUGUAAGGGAUGUGAAAGGGGGAUGCGGGUGUUUCGGAUCAGCUGCGCAGGCUGUGAAUUCAGCACCAGAGGGGGGGAGGAGAAAGAGAGGAAAGCGGAGAGAGAGGGGGGGAAAGGACAGAUCCCGACGCCGCAGCGCGCCGCACGACUCCGGGAGAUUUCUUCAGCUUUCCAUCAGCACGCCAAGAGUCAAACUGGACGUCUGGACGCAGCCUGGAUGUGCUCCUCAUCUCCUUCCUAAAUGUCUCCGUCUCCAUCCCCCCCCCCCUCCUCCUCCACCGCCACCUCUCGCUGAUGCAGACUAGAUUCGCAGCUCCUACAUGUCUUGAAAGGCGGGAAUGAAUCGUUCGCGCUGAGAGGAAGAAAAAAAAAACGGAGGGGGAAAAAAUGCUGCUCUGGAUCAUCCUGCUGAAUGCGGCUCUCUGCGUUGCCAGCGGAAAUGUCACCAGGGAGGUUUGCAAGGAGAAGAUCUGCUCCUGCAGCGAGGUGGAGGGCGACCUGCAUGUCGACUGCGAGAAACGGCACUUCAACACGCUGCGGCACCUGACCGGCCCCAGCUCUCACUUCUACCACCUGCUGCUGCACGGCAACUCUUUGUCCAGGCUCUUCCCCAAUGAGUUCGCCAACUUCUACAAUGCCGUGAGCCUGCAUCUGGAGAACAACGGCCUGCAUGACAUCGUGCCCGGUGCCUUCCUGGGACUGCAGUUGGUCAAGAGGCUCCACAUCAGCAACAACAAGAUGCGGUCGUUCAAGAAAAGCACCUUCCUGGGCUUGGAUGACUUGGAGUACCUCCAGGCGGACUUUAAUUUGCUGAGGGACAUCGACCCGGCUGUUUUCAGGGACCUAAACAAACUGGAGGUGUUGAUACUGAAUGACAACCUCAUCAGUGCACUACCUAUAAACGUGUUCCAGCACGUGCCCAUCACGCAUCUUGAUCUGAGGGGGAAUCGGAUCAAGACGUUGCCUUAUGAGGGGAUUCUCGAGCAAAUACCCGGUAUCGCAGAAGUACUGCUAGAGGACAACCCGUGGGACUGUAACUGUGAGCUACUGUCCCUAAAGGAGUGGCUGGAGAACAUACCGCGCAACGCCCUCAUUGGGAGGGUGGUCUGUGAGGCCCCCACCAGGCUGCAGGGCAAUGACCUGAACGAGACCUCGGAGGCAGAGCUGUGUCCAUCACAGAGUGGGGGUGGAGAUAGCAGCCUGGCCGCCCCUCCCACUCAGGAGGAAACCUCUCGCCCCACGCCUUACAAGCCCAGCAGGAAUGGUGGAGGAGGGCCCCCGACGCCUGGAGCAAAUGGCUCCAAGAGCCACUCCAAGUCACGUGAGAACUAUCAGCUAAAAAUAAAGCCCACUCCAGUGAUGGCUGGGGCAGAUGUGAACGGGGACGGCGGCGGAGAGCAGCUGCGCAACGUGACGUGCCCACAGCCAUGCAGCUGCAAGCUGGUGGGCUCCAGACAGGGGCUGGGAGUCAACUGCGAGGGCAAAAAGAUCGAGAGCCUGGCCGGCCUCAAGCCAAAACCUCUGGCCGCCCAUGAGCUGAACAUGAGAGACAACAACAUCCAUGCCGUGAAGAGGAACCAGCUGCUCGGCUAUUCCAGCCUCAACCUGCUGGAUCUUGGUGGGAACAACAUCAAGGUUGUUGACAAUGGCACGUUCCAGAACCAGAGCGAGCUCCGGUGGCUGUACAUGGAUAAGAACUACGUGGAUACGCUGAUGGCGGAGAUGUUUGUGGGCCUCGUGAAUCUGGAAUAUCUCAGUUUGGAAUACAACGACAUCCAGCUGAUAGUGGCGGGCGCGUUCAGUCCCAUGCCGAACCUGAGGGUUCUGUUCCUGAACAACAACCUGCUGAAGGCUCUCCCUGUGGAUGCUUUCCUUGGGAUUUCUUUGUCCAAAAUCAGCCUCCAUAAUAAUUAUUUCCCCUAUCUCCCUGUGACUGGCGUGUUGGACCAGCUCAACUCCAUCAUCCAGAUUGACCUGCAUGGGAACCCAUGGGAUUGCUCAUGCAAUAUUGUGCCCUUCAAGCAGUGGACCGAGAAGCUCGGGGCCGACGUGAUUGUGAGUGAUCUCAAGUGCGAGUCGCCAGAGGAGUUCUGGAAACGGGACUUCCGCUAUGUGCGUAAUGACCUCAUGUGCCCCAAGGUGGGUGACGGAGACGCACCCGCUCCAGUAUCCAAGAAUGGAAGCUAUGCCCAGGACUCUGGUGGCACGCGCUCAAAUUCGUACUUGGAGCCCAACCGGGUGUCCAUUUCGGUGCUUGUGCCCGGGCUGCUACUCGUGUUCGUCACAUCCGCCUUCACGGUGGUGGGGAUGCUCGUGUUCAUCCUGCGGAACCGGAAGCGGUCAAAGCGGCGGGACGGCAACUCGUCUGCGUCGGAGAUCAACUCCUUACAGACGGUGUGCGACUCGUCCUACUGGCACAGUGGGCCAUAUCACGCGGAUGGAGGUGCCCACCGGGGUUUCGACUGCAGCACACACCUCUCAGCUGUGGACGAUGCAUAAAAAAAACAGACUGGAUUACAAACAGUAGACAAAAACUACAAAAAUCUGUUUAGGAUUGGGGACAGACACUUGCUUAUGAACAUACAAGUCAGCCUGAAAGCUGCACAAGCCCCUACUCUGUAAUAUAUGUAUAUGCCAAGCCCCUCUGGCUUACACCCUCCACUCCUUCCUCCCUCCUCCUCCUCUCUGCCGCAAUCGGACUAUGGAUCUGGAGACAGGAGAAAAAAAAGAGGGAGAGAGGGAGGAAAAGGAGCCAGGGAGGGUGUGUGUAUGUAUGAGAAAAGAGAAAGGAACGACCUGGGGAAUGGUGCACGAACGCAUGAAUGUACAUGUAAAUACCCAGACUGAUGUAUCAUAAAAAUGCAUGAUGAUAUUUCCGCAUGGUUUCAACAAGACACACGGCAGCCGAGGAACCAUAACCACCAACCAGGAGGCAAACUCGACCCCCCCCCCUCUCUCAUGUUAUAUACCAACACAAUGGCUAUAUAUAUAGAUAUUAAGAAAUAUAUAUGACUAUUACAAAGUGCCAUUUCUCUAUUUUUUGUGAACCUGCAGUUAGGAUUUGUAUUUGUUGUUUUAAAACUUGUUCUGAGCUGAAAGGGACAAAAAGACAAACAACACCUGGGGGAAGGAGUGAUCAAAGUGAAGCUGUCUGUGCAUGUUCGGUUUUAUUACUGCCAUUUCUGUUACUUAUCAGUUGAUUAUCAGUUAAUAUUUGAGAUUAUUCACACUGUAUGCCAAGUGGCAAAGCCA
Molecule: messenger RNA, 3816 nt
Organism: Poecilia reticulata (guppy)
Lineage: Eukaryota; Metazoa; Chordata; Actinopteri; Cyprinodontiformes; Poeciliidae
Gene: slitrk1
Product: SLIT and NTRK like family member 1
Biological process (GO): axonogenesis; positive regulation of synapse assembly
Cellular component (GO): GABA-ergic synapse; glutamatergic synapse; postsynaptic density membrane
Molecular function (GO): protein binding
Source: RefSeq, a predicted model, not a curated record